AAGCUACGAAUUGAGUUAGGUUAGGUCAGAAUUACUGGUGAAGUUACGGAGCAGCACUUUGCUUUUCGUUUGACUUUCCAUCCGUUUGAUUAUUCUGCGGUGUCGACAAUUCAAACUAGUGAUAAGUGCUACAAAAACUUAGCGUAACAGUUAAUUGCUGAAAAAUGUUGAUAAAAGUGAAGACCCUUACGGGAAAAGAGAUUGAGAUAGACAUAGAACCCACGGAUAAAGUAGAGAGGAUUAAAGAAAGAGUGGAAGAAAAAGAAGGAAUACCACCGCAACAGCAGCGACUAAUAUUUUCUGGCAAACAGAUGAACGAUGAGAAAACUGCACAGGAUUAUAAGGUACAGGGCGGGUCGGUGUUACAUUUGGUACUUGCAUUAAGAGGAGGUUGCAAAUAUGACAUUCUUUUUCUGUAAAUGAGCCCAUACUAAGAAAUCAUCCUAUCAACAAGAUGAAAAAACGCAGAAUCAUCAUGCGUUAGUAAUGGUCAUCAGUAUGUUCAUCUAUGCUCGCAGAGCACACAAUCCUCGCCAUUCGACGUGAUUACAACUAUAGCUUAAUUGCAUUCACAAUCUAAAUAAAUAUUUAAUAAACUAAUUUAAUGUCGUGAAUA
This is a messenger RNA of Harpegnathos saltator (Jerdon's jumping ant), 616 nucleotides long. RefSeq names its product Nedd8 ubiquitin like modifier (gene Nedd8). Gene Ontology annotation, molecular function: protein binding. The transcript is spliced from 4 exons. Bases 165 to 419 code for a protein of 84 amino acids. Lineage: Eukaryota; Metazoa; Arthropoda; Insecta; Hymenoptera; Formicidae. The record is from RefSeq and is a predicted model, not a curated record.